Molecule: messenger RNA, 2172 nt
Organism: Rattus rattus (black rat)
Lineage: Eukaryota; Metazoa; Chordata; Mammalia; Rodentia; Muridae
Gene: Ica1l
Product: islet cell autoantigen 1 like
Exons: 13
Coding region: 176-1582 (468 amino acids)
Biological process (GO): regulation of transport
Cellular component (GO): Golgi apparatus
Molecular function (GO): protein domain specific binding
Source: RefSeq, a predicted model, not a curated record
CACGGAUUCGGCUGGGGAAAAGCAGGCCAGGUGUCUCUGAUCACUGACCUCACCUGGGCGACGAUGCUGGCAGCCGAUACCUGAUGCUCUAAGAAAGAUAGAGAAGGGAAAUACAAUCCUGCCUGGCAUCUUACUCGUGAGCUGUGGGCUUGCCAGCGUCUGUUUCAGUUACUCCAUGGAUUCCUUUGAGCACCUCAGACCAGAAGACAGCCAGUCAGUAGUGAGCAGAAUGCAGAAGAAAUACUGGAAAACUAAGCAGGUCUUUAUCAAAGCGACAGGGAAAAAGGAGGAUGAGCACGUGGUUGCAUCUGAUGCAGAACUGGAUGCUAAACUUGAGGUUUUUCACUCCAUCCAGGAGACAUGCAAUGAACUCGUGAAGACGGUUGAGAAAUACCAGCUAAGACUCAAUGUUAUAUCAGAGGAAGAAAAUGAACUAGGGCUCUUUUUAACGUUUCAAGCAGAGCGGGAUGCAACUCAAGCUGGCAAAAUGAUGGGCGCCGCCGGCAAGGCCCUCUGCUCUUCAGCCAAGCAAAGACUGGCCUUGUGCACUCCCCUGUCUCGUCUUAAGCAAGAAGUGGCAACGUUCAGUCAGAGGGCCAUCUCUGACACCUCAGUGACCAUCAACCGCAUGGAGCGGGCUCGCACCGAGUACAGAGGGGCCCUGCUGUGGAUGAAAGACGCAUCACAGGAACUCGACCCAGACACCUUCAAACAAGUGGAGAAGUUCAGAAAAGUACAGAUCCAAGUGAGAAACAGCAAAGAUUGUUUCGACAAGUUAAAGAUGGAUGUCUGUCAGAAAGUGGACUUGCUGGGCGCUAGUCGGUGCAAUAUGUUAUCUCACUCACUCGCUACCUACCAGAGAACAUUACUUGGGUUCUGGGAGAAAACGGCUCAAAUGAUGUCCCAAAUCCAAGAGGCCUGUGCUGGCUUUCAUCCGUAUGACUUCAUGGCUCUCAAGCAACUACAAGACACUCCAGGCAAUCUCACUGCAGAGGACAAAGAAGAACAAACAGAGGGCAGUUGUCUUACUACAAACCUCAAUAAGGUAGCUUUGUCUGAAGAGGAAGAGAGAUUUGAGAGAGAACCAGCAGUUGCACGCGCUCUGCCUAGAGACUCACUAGAAGGAGAUGAUUUUGAGAAGGAGUUCUCAUUUCUGAGCAGUCUCCUAAGCCCCACCUCUUCACGUGCUAGUGAAUGUACACAGGAAUGCCAGCCUGCCUGUGGGAGCCCCAGCCUCCUGUGCCAGGAGCCUUCAUUAGGACCCGGGCCUCUCACUUCUUCCUCCCAGUUCCUUCCUUCACGGCUUUUUGACCUUGGCCUUCAUGCUGAUGGAGCUUUCAACAGCUGGGCUUCCCAAGAGGGAUCAGAACACUCAGAUACCUUGCCAGUACCUUCACAGCACCCAAAGAAAUUAAAAUGGCCUCCACAUGCUGGAUACCCUGCUAGCUACACCCUCAGCCUGGAUGCCCCCAACAGUGGUAACCAAGACAUGUCAGCCUGGUUCAAUCUAUUUGCAGACCUGGGGCCGCUCUCAAACCCAGAUGCCAUUGGACACUCAGAUGACGAGCUUCUGAAUGCCUGACUGAUGUCAUGGUGACUGACAUCACAGCUUCGGGGGUCUUGAGGAACCAACUGUGCAACAUUUGCCUUUCUGAAGAGAAGUUCCCACUGCGACCACACACAGAAGCAUGUGUUCAAGAUAGAACGUCUACCAGCCAACUCUAGCCACGGGGUUGGAGCACCUGAGCAGACUGUGGUACUUCAUAUGCUGGAUGGGCAGGCUGUUGAUAGUACAUGGAUAAUUUUACAAACUCCGCAAUACUGAGAAACCAAACUUAUGUCUGAAUCACAGAAGCAUGGUGUGUUUCUUUGGAAGGUGUUUUACACUUGUUACUUUGCUUUAAGGGGAUAAAGAAUAGAAUAGAGAGUGGCUAUAGUUUGGGGGGUUUUCUUGAUAGUGUCAGGUGUUUUCUGUUGUGGGGACCAGCACUAGAACUAUAAAAAGCUUUCUCACCAACUACAACGUAGAACAAGAUUAGAGAACUGUCUGCUUUACUGAAAUUAAGAGAAACGUGGGUUUGCUUUUCUGUACCUGGAAACUAAAUGCAAUGUUACCGUUCAUUCAUAUGCAAUCAUGGAUACAUUAGUUCCAUUAUUAAAUUUUCAUGGGGA